CACGAUUUCGAUGCCAUUAUUGAAGAAAAUCUUUAUUGGAAUACUACCUCACUUAAGAUGGAUAAGUUAACACAGUUACUGACUCUAAAAAAGAACAGAAGUACACAGAAACAGACUGUGACACAAAAAUUUAGAAAACCUGUAGAUAAGAAUGUUAAUUUACUAAGAGAAUUACAAAGGAAAACAGAUGCUGAAAGAGUAAAGCUUAUAGAAGUUAAUGAAGACUUAAAAACUACUGCACACAAAAAGAAAGUAGAAUUAGAAGAGUUAGAAAAUGAGUUGUGUAUUUUAUUACAAGAAAUACAAAUUAAAGAUGAAGAGAAGAAACUGGUGUCUGAAUGUUUAACAUCAUCAAUAUCAGAUAAAGAAUAUAUGAAACAAAAAAUUGAAUCUGUAGAACAACAAUCACAUGGGAAAUUAAGUGAUUUACAGAAAACUGACAGAUUAUUUCAAGAGAGACUUGGUUUAAAGUUUAAAAGUACUACAGAUCAAGAAUUAGAGAUUAUUUUUACCAAUAUUGAUCCCAAAGAUACAUCAUUACAUUAUUGUUUUACUCUUAAAUUUGUGGAAGGUAAAUAUAAAGUUUCUAAUGCCCAGCCAGAAAUAGAAGAUCUGAAUAUUCUGACUCAGAGAUUGAAUAAAACUAACAGUUUUCGUUCGUUUAUAAUAGCAGUGAGAAAAUAUUAUAAACAUGGACAUUCAGAGAAAUCCUGA
Messenger RNA from Lottia gigantea (owl limpet), 714 nucleotides. RefSeq lists its product as hypothetical. The transcript has 7 exons. Gene Ontology annotation, biological process: chromosome segregation. Gene Ontology annotation, cellular component: Ndc80 complex. The coding region runs from base 58 to 714 and encodes 218 amino acids. NCBI's taxonomy places the organism in Eukaryota, Metazoa, Mollusca, Gastropoda, Lottiidae. The record is from RefSeq and is a predicted model, not a curated record.